This is a messenger RNA of Misgurnus anguillicaudatus (oriental weatherfish), 4048 nucleotides long. It is a transcript of the gene scube2, whose product is annotated as signal peptide, CUB domain, EGF-like 2. Gene Ontology annotation, cellular component: cell surface. Gene Ontology annotation, biological process: signal transduction. Gene Ontology annotation, molecular function: calcium ion binding. The record is from RefSeq and is a predicted model, not a curated record. Lineage: Eukaryota; Metazoa; Chordata; Actinopteri; Cypriniformes; Cobitidae.
ACACACACACACACCAAAUCAUGGAGAGAGACAGAAAAGACUCUUUUCACACACACUGGCGCGCGUGCGCGCGCUCCCUCUCUUUCACACAUCUUGCGUUGAAGCGCUCGCUCAGAAGCGCUGUUAAAUCGACUGACAAACUGCGGAUGAAAAUGAGUGGGUCACUCGUGUUGGAGUAAACGCGUGUUUUCAAGCUCGACUCGAAACUCUGGACUGAUCACCAUGGGAGCUGUUUGGACUGCACGACUUCUCUGUUUGUUUUUGCUCUUGUUAAAUACUCGCCAAAGUGCCGCACUUCCACACAACACUGAUUCAGAUCAGUGCGCAGAGGGAAGCGAUGCCUGUCACAUUGACGCUAUUUGUCAAAACACAGCAACUUCAUACAAGUGCACAUGUAAAACAGGCUUUAAAGGGGACGGAAAACACUGUGAAGACAUUGAUGAAUGUGAUUUGGAAUACAAUGGUGGCUGUGUACACGAAUGUAACAACAUACCUGGAAAUUAUCGUUGCACUUGCCUCGAUGGCUUUCAUUUGGCACAUGAUGGCCACAACUGUCUUGAUGUAGAUGAAUGCGUUCUCAACAAUGGUGGCUGUCAGCAUAUAUGUGUCAACACCAUGGGAAGCUAUGAGUGCCGCUGCAAGGAGGGCUUUUUCCUGAGUGACAAUCAGCACACAUGCAUCCAUCGCUCUGUGGAAGGCCUGAGCUGCAUGAAUAAAGAACACGGCUGUGCUCAUAUCUGUAAAGAAACACCCAGAGGUGGCGUCGCCUGCGAGUGCCGGCCAGGCUUUGAACUGGCCAAAAACCAGCGCGGCUGCAUCCUGACCUGUAACCAUGGCAACGGGGGCUGCCAGCACAUCUGUGAGGACACAGAGCGCGGGCCUAUCUGCAGGUGUCACGGCAGGUACGCGCUGCACGCUGAUGGCAGAACCUGUGUAGAAAGGGACGAAACAGCACCCACCACCCCUGACCACAAUGCCACAGCCCUGGCCGAGGUCGACAAACGAGUCAAGCGUCGACUGCUCAUGGAGACGUGUGCGGUGAAUAACGGAGGCUGUGACAGCACCUGUAAGGACACAUCUACAGGUGUUCGCUGCAGCUGUCCUGUAGGAUUCACUCUUCAGCCUGAUGGCAAGUCGUGCAAAGACAUUGAUGAGUGUGAAGUCCACAACGGUGGCUGUGACCACUACUGCAGAAACACCAUCGGCAGCUUUGAGUGUAGCUGUCAAAAGGGCUUCAAGCUGCUGACGGACGAGCGUUCGUGCCAGGAUAUUGACGAGUGCUUUUUUGAGAGGACGUGUGACCACACUUGUGUAAACUCACCUGGUAGCUUCCAGUGUGUGUGCAACAAGGGCUACACUCUCUAUGGCCUCGCCCAUUGCGGAGAUAUAAACGAAUGCAGUUUGAACAAUGGAGGCUGUGAGCAUACUUGCGAGAACACCAUGGGAAGCUUUCAGUGCCACUGUCAUGCUGGGUACAAGCUGCACUGGAACAAGAAAGACUGUGUUGAAGCAGAGGACUCGGCCGCAGUGCCAUCACCUGCCAGGCCCACCCUUAACUGCAGUAAGCAGGGGGGAGGUGAGCACUGCUUCCUGACCUGCCAGUCUCAGGUUCAUAUCAGCAGUGGAGCUGAGGAUUCGUACACUGUGACCUGUGGCAUGCCUCUGCCCUGUCUUGCUGGAGGACAAAACAAGGAGAAUGGGUCGUACUGCCCAGGUUCAGGAAUCAAAACCAUUGCCACCUUUAAAUCUGGACAGGGGAAGUGCAAUCUGAAACGCAGUCAGGAAAAUCUUGCACAGAGCUUCAAAACUGCCCUGUCAGAUAAAAGAGCCACAGAGAAUGUCCAGUUCAGCUUUGUUAGCCUGCACUGUGCCUCUUCAAGCAGACAGCUGCGCAGUCGCCACGGACGGAAGGCCGGUGAGGAGGAAGGCUCGUCCAUUACUGCCCAGUUCGAGUUGGACGUGAACCUGGAGGAGGUAACAGCAGAGGGGUGUGACCUGGCAUGCGUUCGACGGCGCUCAGAAAAGCGGCUUAGGAAAACUAUCCGCACUCUUCGCAAGUCCAUCAACCGGGAGCAGUUCCACCUGCACUUCGCUGGAUCAGAGUACGAGCUGUCCAAGAAACUUGUCCGAACAGCUGACCCACCCGAGUACUGCGGCACGGGACAGGUUCUGCUCGACAAAAAAUGUGUGAAAUGCAGCGUUGGCACGUAUUAUGACGGAGAACAGGGGAGGUGCUUUCUGUGCCCCCCCGGGACAUACCAAGAUGAAGAGGGACAGGUGUCGUGCGAUGUGUGCCCGGGACCCGAAGGCAGGGGAUUCCCGAGAACCGCAGGAGCACGAAACGUCUCCGAAUGUGGAGGUCAGUGCCGUCCUGGUCAGUUCUCCAAUGAUGGUUUUGUGCCUUGUCGGGCCUGCCCACAAGGUACCUAUCAGCCUGAAGUUGGCCGCACUUCCUGUUUCACAUGUGGAGGAAGCCUUACGACCAAAUAUGAUGGUGCUGUGUCAUUCCAAAACUGUGAGACUAAAGUCCAGUGCUCUCCAGGACAUUACUACAACACUAGCACCCAUCGCUGUAUCCGUUGUCCUGUUGGAACCUAUCAGAUGGAGUUUGGCCAAAACUAUUGCAUUGCCUGCCCUGGAAGCACUACCACUGAUUUUGAUGGAUCAACGAACAUUAUGCAGUGCAAAAACAGACACUGUGGAGGAGAGCUUGGAGAAUUCACCGGCUAUAUUGAAUCUCCCAACUAUCCCGGCAACUACCCAGCCAACAUCGAGUGCACCUGGACGAUCACCCCUCCUCCCAAGCGCAGAAUCCUGGUUGUUGUACCUGAGAUCUACCUUCCCAUUGAGGAUGAGUGUGGAGACUAUUUGGUCAUGCGAAAAAGCUCUCUGCCCAAUUCAGUGACGACCUACGAGACAUGCCAGACUUACGAACGGCCUAUCGCCUUCACCUCCCGUUCCAAGAAACUAUGGAUUCAGUUCCGCUCCAAUGAAGGAAACAGUGGGAAAGGCUUCCAAGUGCCUUAUGUUACAUAUGAUGAGGACUACCAGGAGCUCAUUGAAGACAUUGUUAGAGAUGGAAGAUUAUAUGCUUCGGAGAAUCAUCAAGAAAUUCUUAAGGACAAGAAGCUUAUGAAGGCUCUAUUUGAUGUCCUUGCCCAUCCACAAAAUUUCUUCAACUACACUGCACAGGAGUCUAGAGAAAUGUUCCCCAAAUCCUUUAUCAGAUUCCUGCGCUCCAAAGUUUUACGAUUUCUACGGCCCUAAAUUUUGAGAAAUAAACAUUUGGUGGGCCACUCAAAUUUUUAAUGACUAAUCUGGAACAAAUGUCCCUUCUUGGCUAUCUGCAUACUCUGCGGGGAUCAGGACUCUCUCUUGGACUUAAUGAGAUAAAAACUCAUGAGAAAUGAGAAAUUCUUCAGAGAAUCUUUCUCCAGAGGAAAACGAACUAUUCGUGUAUCGGGAAAAAAAGGAAGAAAAGGUCCUGCCUCUUUCAUUUUUUUUAUAGCCCUGGGGCUACUAUGUUGCCCAGAUAUGUUACAUACUGCCUGAAAAAUGGUUAAAAACAAAAAUAUAAAGCGUUUAAAAAGAGCUUGGUACAUAUUGUAGGUUGUAAUCAACUGUUUUUUAAAAUAAUAUGUUGGCCUUAUUUUUGAUACUUUAGAGCACUACUAAGAAUGUAGUGAAAGUUAAAGCAGUUAAAGUCUUUUUGUGAGUCUGAAUAUGUUGUACAUUAUGUAAAAAUAGCUCUCGCAUAUGCUCUCAUGAUACUGUAUUGUAUUCUUUUUUUUUGCAUUGUAGCCUUUUUCAUGCCUCUUUGUAUUCUUCAGUUGUCCUUAGUAAGAAACUUUAGGUGUACAAAAUAUUUUCUAGAAAUUAUGAUCACUUGGUUUAUCAGUAAUAAUAACAACGAUAUCUAACUUUGAUUCAUUUUUCACACAAAAACUCGCCAAAGCUGAAUCUUAGAUUGCCAAUUGAUGACAUGCAGAGUAAAUUAAAUGUUUAUAUUUUUAUGUUUAUACAUCUAACAUGUAAAUAAACAAAUACA